UGCCGCCUUUUUCGCGCCUAUAAAAAGCGCGCCCUCGCCCCACCCUUUGCCUGUCAAGCUGAAGGCCUGAACUGAAGCGUCGAGCAAAUUAAACUAACGGAGACGCGCGGUCUGGUCAAUACUGAGUCAUGGCGACCCCGGAGGACACCGGCAGCUGGCUGCUCUACCUCUCGCUGGCGGCUAAAUGCGGCGGGGACGGCCAGCCUCACCGGUUUGUUGGGUUUCUUGUUGUCUGCGCCGUCGCCGGCCUGCUUACCUGCCUGCUGCACUGGUCCUUCCCCGGAGGGCCGGCGUGGGGGAGGUGGUGGUGGACGCGGCGCCGGGGCUGUUGGGCCGCGGCGGCGUCAGUUCCUGGGCCGAGGGGGCUGCCGGUGAUCGGCAGCAUGUGGCUCAUGACUGGGCUUGCCCACCGGAAGCUCGCCGCGGCGGCGGGGAGGCUGGGCGCGCGGCGACUCAUGGCGUUCUCGCUCGGCGAGACGCCGGCGGUGGUGGCGGGGCACCCGGACGUGGCGAGGGAGAUCCUGCACAGCCCGGCGUUCACCGACCGCCCCGUGAAGGAGUCGGCGUACGGGCUGCUGUUCCACCGCGCCAUCGGGUUCGCGCCCCACGGCGGCUACUGGCGCGCGCUGCGCCGCGUGGCGUCCACGCACCUCUUCUCCCCGUGGCAGGUCGCGGCGUCGGCGCCCCAGCGCGCGGUGAUCGCGCGCCAGAUGGUCACCGCCAUGAAGCAGCUGCAGCAGAGCGGCGCCUCCUCCGCCGCCGGCGUCGAGGUCCGCCGCGUCCUGCGCCGCGCGUCCCUGCACAACGUGAUGUGGUCGGUGUUCGGCCGGCGGUACGAGCUGCAGCUGGACCCCGUCAAGGAGAGCGACGAGACCCGGGAGCUGGGAGCGCUCGUCGACGAAGGCUACGACCUGCUCGGCCUGCUCAACUGGUCGGACCACCUCCCGUGGCUCGCUCGCUUCGACCUGCAGGGCACCCGCGCCCGCUGCUCCCGCCUCGUCCCCCGCGUCAACCGCUUCGUCGGCCGCAUCAUCGACGAGCACCGCUCGGCUCCCCCCGCCGCCGCCGCCGCCGUAGACUUCACCGACGUCCUCCUCUCCCUGCAGGGCAGUGACAAGCUCGCCGACUCCGACAUGGUUGCCGUUCUCUGGGAAAUGGUGUUUCGCGGGACGGACACGGUGGCCGUGCUGAUCGAGUGGGUGCUAGCCCGGCUCGUGCUGCACCAGGACGUGCAGGCCCGGGUGCACGACGAGCUGAACCGCGUGGUUGGGCUCGACCGGGUCGUGACCGAGUCCGACUCGGCCUCGCUCGUCUACCUCCACGCUGUCAUCAAGGAGGUGCUAAGGCUGCACCCACCGGGCCCACUCCUCUCGUGGGCCCGUCUGGCCACGUCAGACAUACAUGUGGACGGGUUCCUCGUCCCCGCUGGCACCAUCGCCAUGGUGAACAUGUGGGCCAUAACGCAUGACCCCGACGUGUGGCCCGAGCCGAUGGAGUUUCGACCGGAGCGGUUCCUCGAUGACACAAGUUUCCAAGUAAUGGGCUCAGAUCUCAGGCUCGCGCCGUUUGGGUCGGGUCGCCGAAGCUGCCCUGGGAAGAGCCUAGCCAUGGCCACCGUGGCAUUUUGGCUCGCCACGCUGCUGCACGAGUUCACUCUCCUCCCCUCGCCCGACCCAGCACGUGGCGUCAACCUGUCUGAGGUGCUAAGGCUGUCCUGUGAGAUGGCCGUCCCGCUGGCGGUGACAGCACAGGCUCGACGCGUGGCGUAAUAACAUGUCCAUAUCCAACGAUGGGUCUAGGGGGCUUACAUACUAGAUCCUUAUGAAAAACAGAGGAGAUGCAUAACAGUGGAGAUGGAAGAGAAAAGAAUAUGUGGACGAAGAAAAAGAGGAGGAUUAUAGGAAGAAGAAGGUGACCUUCGGAUUCUAGAUUCACCCAUGCACAUGGCUAAGACCAGUACUUGGUAGCAGUACCUAGUGCCUUGUAGCAUAUUUUUUUUUCUUUACUUAAGAGAUGCUGCUGCUGCUACUACAAAUAUAGGUUGUAAAGUGCUGAUGCUUUUUGGACGCCUGGUCAGCCUGCACCGGCACAACACAAAAGGCCACAAGGGUAUACAAAUAUAUGCGCUGGCGAAUGAGGUGACUGAGUGUGAUAUUUUGGUUUGUACUGCUGUUUUGGCUAAAUAUUACCCUCGGCUUGCUCUGUAAA
Oryza brachyantha (malo sina) is the source of this 2208-nucleotide messenger RNA. RefSeq names its product cytochrome P450 78A9-like. Lineage: Eukaryota; Viridiplantae; Streptophyta; Magnoliopsida; Poales; Poaceae. Gene Ontology annotation, molecular function: iron ion binding; heme binding; monooxygenase activity. The record is from RefSeq and is a predicted model, not a curated record. The coding region runs from base 129 to 1769 and encodes 546 amino acids. The transcript has 2 exons.